Molecule: messenger RNA, 1733 nt
Organism: Impatiens glandulifera
Lineage: Eukaryota; Viridiplantae; Streptophyta; Magnoliopsida; Ericales; Balsaminaceae
Product: protein DETOXIFICATION 51-like
Exons: 1
Coding region: 105-1670 (521 amino acids)
Biological process (GO): xenobiotic detoxification by transmembrane export across the plasma membrane
Cellular component (GO): membrane
Molecular function (GO): xenobiotic transmembrane transporter activity; antiporter activity
Source: RefSeq, a predicted model, not a curated record
AAGUCGAAUAGAGAGAGAGAAAAAAAACACUUUUUUUUUUCAUCUUCUUCUUCUUCCUUUCUUCCACCAUUGAUUUGAUUCCAUGACAGUACUACUUUGAAGCUAUGUGUAAUCCAACCAAACCCCCCACCGCAAUCGCCACCACAAUCACAACCAAAACCAAUCUCCGUUUCCAUCUCUUUUCAAAUAACCCAAAAUCCGAUCUUGAUCCAAAAUCAUCAAUUUAUCAAACACCAUCAAUCCAAGAUAUUACCCACGAAACCAAACAUCUCUUCAAUCUAGCACUACCCAUAAUCCUAACAGCUCUAAUUUUCUACUCCCGUUCUGUCAUUUCCAUGUUAUUCCUCGGUCAUCUCGGCGAUAAUGAACUAGCCGCCGGUUCACUAGCGAUUGCGUUUGCAAACAUAACAGGUUACUCUGUUCUAUCCGGUCUAGCUCUAGGAAUGGAACCACUCUGUUCUCAAGCAUUCGGUGCACAAAGACCCAAACUUUUAUCUUUAACCCUUCAUCGAUCGGUCAUCUUUUUACUAAUAUCAGCCAUCCCUAUUUCAAUCAUGUGGGUUAAUGUUUCAAGAAUAUUACUUUAUUUACAUCAAGAUCCGAAUAUAACCCGUUUAGCUCAUACCUAUCUCGUUUUCACUCUCCCUGAUUUAUUCACAAAUUCCCUCGUCCACCCAAUACGCAUUUACCUUCGUGCACAAGGAAUCACACUACCACUCACGUUAGCAUCCCUCGCCGGAACUAUAAUCCACCUACCGGUUAAUUUCCUAUUCGUAACCCGCCUCCGAUUGGGUGUCACCGGAGUUGCAGCCGCAUCCGCCGCCUCAAACCUAGCCGUGCUGGUGGCGCUGGUUCUCUACGUUUGGAUUUCCGGUUUACACGUGCCGACUUGGACUAAACCGUCUAUAGAAUGUUUAACCGGGUGGGAACCGUUGGUCCGAUUAGCCGCCCCGAGUUGCGUAUCGGUUUGUCUUGAGUGGUGGUGGUAUGAGAUCAUGAUAUUAUUAUGUGGGCUUUUGGUGGAUCCUAAAGCUAGUGUGGCGUCAAUGGGUGUUCUUAUACAAACGACGUCGUUUGUUUACGUUUUUCCAUCUUCACUUGGGUUUGCUGUUUCUACACGGGUGGGUAAUGAACUCGGGGCGAAUCGACCCAAUAAAGCUAGAUUAGCUGCGGUGGUUUCCAUUUUAAUCGCGGCGGUUAUGGGUGUAAUGGCGAUGAGUUUUGCAUGGACGAUGAGAUUUAGUUGGGCUAAGAUGUUUACUAAUGAUUUUGAGAUCGUACGGUUGACAUCGGCUGCUUUGCCGAUAUUAGGACUUUGUGAAUUGGGUAAUUGCCCGCAGACCGUUGGAUGCGGUGUGGUGAGAGGAACCGCCCGACCCAGUACAGCGGCUAAUGUGAACCUGGGUGCGUUUUAUUUGGUGGGUAUGCCAGUAGCGGUUAUUCUCGGGUUUAGGUUUGGAGUUGGGUUUUGUGGGCUUUGGGUUGGACUUUUUUCGGCCCAAAUAACUUGUGCCGGGUUAAUGUUGUAUGUGGUCGGUUCUACGGAUUGGAAAUAUGAAGCGGAGAGAGCUCAGAAAUUGACAUGUAAUAAUGGACGGACGAAUGAGAAAGAUGAUAUCAUUAUUCAAAAUGAACCGUUGAUCUGCAUUACUGUGGUUUCAUCGUCAUAAAUAAAUUAAUUAAUAUUUAAUAAUAAUAAUAAUAAUAUUUAUACCUUUGUUUAGCUUAUCAGA